This is a messenger RNA of Oryctolagus cuniculus (rabbit), 3317 nucleotides long. The record is from RefSeq and is a predicted model, not a curated record. Lineage: Eukaryota; Metazoa; Chordata; Mammalia; Lagomorpha; Leporidae.
CCUCACCCUCGCAGCGUCCGGGCUGGGCUGGCCCCUCCUCCUCUCUCCAGGGCUCUCUCUUCCCUUCCCACAGCCGCCAGUGGACCUUGCCUCCUUCCUGGGUCUUCUUCCUAGGCUUCAGGCAUUCCUCACCCUCUCCCACGGAGCCCCAGCGUCUGGUGCCCUCAGGCCUUCUAGGGAAGGAUAUGGGGGCCCGUGGCUUCCACUUGACGUGGCUUCACCUUGUCGGGGGACCGUCCGGGAUUGCCGCCCCUCUCUGCCCUUUGCUGCACCCUCCUUCCUCCAGCUGACGCUGCCUCUUGCCCCAUGUCAGGAAUCACAGGCGUCAGCUGGAGAACCGGUUUUGGGGGCAGUGGGCCGAUCCUAGAGGACGUUUCUCCAAGGUUCUUCUUGUAAUACUGGUUGUCACUCCCGGUGGGCUGGGUGCUCUGGCUGUUGGUGUCCAUCCACUUAGCUGCUUUGUCUUUCUCUUAGGAUUUGCUUCUUCCCAGAUCCGUGUAGUUGUCCGGCUGGAGGCGGGGGAAGGCACCUGGGCGCCUGGCAGGGCAGGCGUUGGGCCAGCUGCGGCACUAGGGACUUGGAGGGGACCUGGCCCUGGCUGUUGGUUUCGGAUGGAGAAUGCCGAGGCGCCUUUGCAAGCAGUGCCGCGGAUCAGGACUCCCGGGUCAGGUUCGGCCACGCAGAGUGCCGAGCCAUGUGGGAUGUGUGGCCCAGUCAUGAAGGACGUUUUGCUCUUGGCCGAACACCAGGGGAUUUGCUCUGGGCAGAAGCUUCAGGCAUGCGGGGCGUGUGGAAGACAGUUCUGCUUCAGCCUAAGCAUCGCUCAGCAUCAGGACGGAGAGGGGCUCCCCAGCGGGGAGGAGGACGGGGCGUCACCGCUUACGGGCUGCAGAGGCCACCUGUCAGAGGAGCCCUUUCUGUGCGGGGACGAUGGGGAGGACCUCCUGCCCCACCCAGGCCCUCUGCACAACCAGACCGCUGACCUCCGGGGGCGUCCGCCCAGAAGUGCAGGGUGCAGCGAGGUCGUUCCCACUGGCGACGGGCGAUACCGGUGCCGUGAAUGCGGGAAGGCCUUCAGCCAGCAGCACCGCCUCGGCCAGCACCAGAGGGUUCACGCUGGAGAGAAGCCUCAUGCGUGCCGCGAAUGUGGCAAAGCUUUCAGACGGAAAUGCAGACUCGUUCAACACCAGAAAAUCCACGCCAGAGACAGGAGUUACGAAUGCACGCAAUGUGGGAAGUCCUUUAGACAAAGCUAUGGCCUUGUUCAACAUCAGAGAGUUCACACGGGGGCAAAGCCUUAUAAUUGUGUAGAGUGUGGGAACUUCUUUGGCUGUAAAACCACCCUGGUUCGCCAUCAGAGAAUCCACACUGGAGAAAGGCCGUAUAAGUGCACAGAAUGUGGGAAAUCCUUUAGACAACGGUCUGGCCUAAUUGGACACCAGAGAAUUCACACAGGGGCCAAACCUUACGAAUGCAGCGAGUGUGGAAAAUUCUUCAGCCGCAAAAUCACGCUUGUUCGGCACCGGAGAAUCCAUACCGGAGAAAGGCCUUACAAGUGUACUGAAUGUGGCAAGUUCUUUAGCCAAAGCUCUGGCCUGGUCUCACACCAGAGAGUUCACACCGGUGAGAAACCUUAUGAAUGCGCCGAAUGUGGUAAAUGGUUUAGCCACAGGUCUAGCCUCAAUUUACACCAGAGAGUGCACACUGGGGAGAGGCCUUACGCGUGCAGUGAAUGCGGGAAAGCCUUCAGUCUGAAAUUUACACUUCUUCGACACCAGAGAACCCACGCUGAAGAAAGACCGUAUGAGCGUAGUGAACGUAGGAAGUGCUUUAGCCACAAAUCCAGCCUCAUUCAACAUCGGCAAAAUCAUGUCGGAGAGUGUUGAGCCAGUGGCCUUCCCUCGCUUGGUACCAGAGGGUUCGCCCUGAAGAAAGGCCGUGGAAUACAAGAGUGUUAUCUGCUUGGUCAAUGCAUGACGGCAGAAAAGCUCUGAGAAUAGAGUUGUGAAGUGGCCGUCAGCCAAAGGCUACACCUCACACCUGUCGUGCAAGCCGCAGUGUGUGGGGAGGCUUCCGGAGGUGCGUUACCCUGUCUGACCUGCACGAGGCCCUUCCCUGAGUGCUCUCCCUGCCGGUGCCAAUGGCAGAAUCCAUCUCCUAUGUACCAUCCGGUCGCCCAGUGAGCUGAGGGACGGCCAGUCUUUGUACUGUGUCCCCUGUAGGAAACCACAAGUGGCGUGAGGCCAUCGCAGUUUACCCUGAUCAGCUUAACACACUGAUGGGGUUAAUAGAAUUGGAGCCAGCAAACCAGAAGGCAUGUGCCUUAUCCAGUGGUGCUUAGAGAAAUAUUCUGGUCACUAUAGCUGUGAGGGAUUCGGGUAUUCAGGUAUUCUCAGAACUUACAGAUUUAACGUCUCCUGUGGCUCAGAUCACUGGUAGGGCAAAUAAUCUGAAUGUUUUCUGAAUUGUCAAGACUAUUUGGGUUGCUUACCUCAAGGUCAUUGCUAUACAGGCAAGAAAAAGAAACCAAGAAAAGCGCUGGUUGUCUAGGCAUGUGACUUAUUUAGCAUCUAUUGCUUGCUAGGCUUUGCUUCCAUUGGUGUAGGGCUGUCCCUUCCAAAGGAAGAACAUAUUUUUUUAAAAUAUUUGUUUGUUUAUUUGAAAGACUUACACAGAGAAAGGAGAAGCAGAGAGGCAGAAAGAGAGAGGUCCUCUAUCCAAUGGUUCACUCCCCAGUUGGCCGCAACGGCCAGAGCUGAGCCGAUCUGGAGCCAGGAUCCAGGAGCUUCUUCCAGGUCUCCCAUGUGGGUGCAGGGGCCCAAGGACUUGGGCCAUCUUCUACUGCUUUCCCAGGCCAUAGCAGAGAGCUGGAUUGGAAGUGGAGCAGCUGGGACUUGAACCAGCACCCAUAUGGGAUGUCGGCACUUCAGGCCAGGGCACCUGCGCCACAGCACCAGACCCCCAAAGAAGAACAUAUUUAAGAUGUGUUUGCCAAUGAAGGAUCCAGAUUUCCGUGUUGAACUGUUAAAAAAUUUGUUUUAUUUAUUUAUUAGAGAAAGAGCCCCCAUCUGUUUGUUCACUACCCAAAUGUUUGCAGUGGCCCAGGGGCAAAGCUGGGAGCUGAGAUCUCAACCACGUCUCCUAGGUAGGUGGCAGGAACACAACUAUUUGAGCCAUCAGUACGGCCUCCCAGGGUCUGCAUUGGCAGGAAGCUGGAAUUAGGAGCUGGAGCCAGGGAGUCACCCAGGUAUUCAGAUAUGGGACAUGCAUCUUAACCACUAGGCAAAAUGCCUGCCCUGAACCAGUUGUUUUUUUGU